Messenger RNA from Galleria mellonella (greater wax moth), 1249 nucleotides. RefSeq names its product protein IMPACT-B-like. Gene Ontology annotation, cellular component: cytoplasm. Gene Ontology annotation, biological process: regulation of translational initiation. Bases 1 to 795 code for a protein of 264 amino acids. The record is from RefSeq and is a predicted model, not a curated record. NCBI's taxonomy places the organism in Eukaryota, Metazoa, Arthropoda, Insecta, Lepidoptera, Pyralidae. The transcript is spliced from 6 exons. Gene Ontology annotation, molecular function: protein binding.
AUGGAUUCGGCUAAUUUGACCAAACAGGCUGAGGAAGUUGAAGCACUGAGCUCGAUUUAUGGCGACGAUUGGACAAUAGAAAGUGAAAAAAUUAAAACAUACCGUAUCCGAAUUAUAGAGAACAAAAAGGAAGCAAUGUUGCAUGUGACAAUGCCACCCGAGUAUCCCACUUUGUCGCCACCUAAAUAUGAAUUAUCGGCACCGUGGAUGGAUAGAAGGGCGAAAGCGAAUCUUCGAAAGUUACUGGACGACGUAUACUUAGAAAAUAUUGGUGAGGUAGUAAUAUACCAAUUGGUGGAAAAAGUAAGAGAUUUCGUGCGCAAAGUGAAGUCUGCUGAGACCCGAAAAAAGACCGUUACACCGGUUAUUAAAUCUUUAGAUAAGACAAAGUUAAAAAUAAACUGUCCAGAAAUAACUCACGGCGAGGUAAUAGUAGACAGGAAAAGCUCAUUCCAAGGUCACGCUGCUGAGGUCCACAGUGUAGAAGACGUCAAUGCGGUAAUUACGAAAUUAAAAGAAAAUAAAAAAAUCUUAAAUGCAACACACAACAUGUAUACAUACCGUAUUGAAAGAAAAACAGCGAAAGGUACCACUAUAUUGCAAGACUGUGACAAUGACGGCGAAGCUCAUGCUGGCGGCCGGCUUCUGCAUUUAUUGCAAGUUUUAGACCAGAAGAACACAUUAGUUGUGGUUUCAAGAUGGUAUGGAGGGAUCCAGCUCGGUCCACAUAGAUUCCGACACAUAAACAACGCCGCCAGACAGGCCAUUCAACAAGCUGGCUUAUUGCAGAAAUAACAUUGCGCUACGUCAUUAUUUUUAUUUAUUUAAAGUGUAAACAAAACAGUGAAACUAUGUACAUAUGACGGACUUAACACUGAACAGUGUUCUCUACCAGUCAACCAUUGGACAAACCGAGAAAUAAAUAGAAGCGCAAUUUAUGUUUUGCUUAGGAUAUUAGGACUGUUGUCAAGACUAGAAAGGGAUAGUAAGUGAGACCAUGACAAACGAAUAUGUUUUUGGUCCACUAUUUACGGAUAUGUACUAUUUUCACUGUAAUCGAAAUUAAGUAAUUAAGUAAUCGAAUGUGAUAAUGGGUUGUCCAUAUAGUAUAAAUAAGUUUAAAUAGGUGCAAUGAUAAUUAAUCAGGAUUAAAUUGUGAUCAGUAAUAAAAACAAAAAUAUUCUUAAUAUUGUCCUUAAUGUCCUCUACUUAUUUUUUUUUUUAGUUAUUGCAAACUAUGUUUGAUAAU